CGAAAGACUAAUGAGAGCAGAUGAAAAGAUCGGAGGCUGCAUCUGCUGGAGACCAGGAGACCCGGUUCGGAGCAGGACAGGGAGGCAGGAGCAGAGAGGAGGAUUUGUUGACAAAAGCAGCAAGUUGGAGAAGCUCCUCCUCCUCGUGAUGUCGGAAACUCCUUAAUUACUAAUUUCUCCACAUCGGAGCCACGCUCUUUCCCUCCCCCUCUUUCUCUCUCUCUCUACUCCUCCAUCCAUCAUCUCUCAUCCUGACCCUCCUUUCUCUCCUCUCCGUCUCUCUAUCGUUUCCAGCCUGGAUAACGGAGGCGGACGAGCUUGGAGGAGCGGUUCAUUUUAUUCUAUUAUUAUUUAUUCCUCUUUUUUUUAUUUUUCUUUUGGGAGACUCGCCAUCGGGCAUGGAAGAUAUAAAAGCCCCACCGACCGUCCACCGGUCCUCCUCCUUCAGCAUUAAAAGCCUCCUGCUGCCCUCAAAGUGCGACCGGACGGACCCGGUGGCUGCGCCCGCCGCCGCUAUUAUCGGGAUACCCGGGACUCUGUCUCCAUCACCGGGUUCCGACUCGGACAGGUCGCUUGGGGCACCGGAUGUGGACUAUACUGCUGCGGUUAUGGACCCAGGGAAACCAGGCAAGGAGGAGCAGGGGAAUGAGGAGGAGGAGGAGGACGGAGGGGGAGGCGGAGGUGGGAAGGACGCCAAAGCAUCACCGGAGCAGAACGCUAACGGUAAUAACGGCAAAAACGGGAAAUUCGACAAGCCUCCGUUCAGCUACAACGCUCUGAUCAUGAUGGCGAUCCGGCAGAGUCCGGAGAAGCGGCUCACGUUGAACGGAAUCUACGAGUUCAUCAUGAAGAACUUCCCGUACUACCGGGAGCACAAGCAGGGCUGGCAGAACUCCAUCCGGCACAACCUCAGCCUCAAUAAGUGCUUCGUGAAGGUGCCGCGGCACUACGACGACCCGGGCAAAGGGAACUACUGGAUGCUGGACCCGAGCAGCGACGAUGUGUUCAUUGGAGGGACUACCGGGAAGCUCCGCAGACGCUCCGCCACCUCCCGCGGGAAGCUGGCGAUGAAGCGCGGGCUGCGCUUCGCUCCUCUCGGCUUGGGGAUUAACGAGCGGGCAAACAACCCGCUUUACUGGCAGAUCUCUCCGUUUCUCUCCCUACACCAUCACCAUCAUCAUCACCCACACUACAACGGAUCCUCGCCCGGGUUUUUGAACCAGGCCGCCGGGUACGGGUCGCUGCUGCCCGCUGUGGAGCAGCUGAGUAACGGGGACCUCGGGCGCUCCAUCCUCGGCGGGUCUGCAGCUGGGGCGCUGGGCUUAACGAACAGUUACGGAAUGAACACGUCUCCUGUCGGUCUGCUGUCCGGUCAGACUGGGGGGUAUUUUGUCUCAGGAACCCAACACGCUGCUGCAGCAACGGGGCCGCCCGGUGGAGGCCCCCCGCCACCACCUCCUCCCCCGCCGCAUCUCCAGCAGGGCGCUACGGGCUACAGCGGGCUGGCGGCCAGCAGCUCCCCGCAGGCUCUGCUGUCGGACUCCCUCAGAAACAACUCCCUACCGGCCUUCUCUCCGGGGUUGCCCGCGGGAUUUCCCGGGGUGCUGUCCCAUCAAAAGAGGGUGACCUCCAACGCCUUCCUAAACUGACCCCCUCACCCACAACUGUCAGUGAAUGCCGGGCACGAACAAGGACGUGAUUGGAGGGCAGAUAAGGAGUGGUAAAUAUCAAACCCAGAUCUAAGUAAGAGAACUUUAUGGCCAUAUUCCGCCCCGCAGCGCAGCGGGACUCUUCUGAUUAUUUUUACGCAUUUUGCUGAAAAAGGGAGAAACUUUUGUUACCCGCGGGUUGUACAACUGUAACUAGACUUGCCAAAGGUAACUAAGUAUAUUUCAAGCUAUUUAUAUCCUGUACAAAGAUUUUGAGUAUUUUCGUUGUCUUAUUUAUGUUUUGUAUUUAUUGUACAAUGUAUUUAAAUUCUAUUUCUCGCUGUAAACGCGUCAGUAUUAAGAGAAAAGAGGGUUCAUUAUUUAUGGGUUAAGAGACAAUCAGGGGAUAAAUACCAGACAAUCAAUGCUCAACGUUUAUGUAAGAGAAAACUUUGAAUACAUUUUUAUUAUGAAUAAACGAAUAAAGCCUUAAAAUUAGAGAAACAAUCAGGGUUUUAGAGGAAGAAUAAGCCUAAAUCAUAUCUGCUCAGGUUUGACCCGGAAAGGCCUAAAACAGGUGAAGCAAUCAGGAUUCCGCUGCCCUCUGUGAAGAGUUUCCUUCCGAAAAUCAGAAAUCUUUUUGGAACAAAACUCUUCAUAAUUUAUGCAACUGGGAGUUUUUAAAACCCAACUCUUAAUUUCUGUAUAGUGUGUGUGUGUGUGUGUGUGUGUGUGUGUGUGUGUGUGUGUGUGUGUGUGUGUGUGUGUGUGUGUGUGUGUGUGUGUGUGUGUGGAGGCCUGGAUGAGCGUAAACCCCUCUGCGCAUGUGCGUAAAGACCACCCCGCACUCAACCCCCCACCCUACCGGUCUGAUCCCGCUCUCUAAACCGCUGACCUGAUUCCAUUUCCCGGUGAACGCGCUGCUGAGACCCGCGGAGACCUCCGGUUGUUCUAGGAAUAAAGAAAACAAAAACAAAAAAAAAAAUAAAUAAAAAGCUUCAGGAGGCGAAUCCGAGCCGCUCCUGCUGCUCGCGCGCACGUUCAGACGCACAGCAUUAGAAAUGCGCAUGUGAGCAGAACAAUACCAUCUCUUCUCCGCAGUUUAGCAGGUUUUCACCAACAACUGUACGUUUUAGCGCAGUUUGACUCAUUUUGCAGGUUGUUUUGCGCAUCAUGAACUGAAAAUCCCGCAGGAUCUUUGAAACUUGCACGACAAUCACCACACCUGGCCUCCUCAGCCUGCAGCAAACUGUUUAUGCAAUUUAUUAUGUUGUGUUUGUAUCUUCUAAAAGUGAAACAAUAAAUCCAUAAAAAGGUUAAUCAGCAGAUGUCUGACCAGUCAAGCCAGACACAUUUUAAAGUCAAGUCUGUCAAAUGCUCAGAUUUAAUUCAUUUAAAAUUAAAAUUGCGAGUCAAAAAAUAGAAAUAUUUAAAAAAGUAUAUACAAGCAAAACCUCUACAAAUAUGAAGGAAAUGAACAAACGACACCCCAAAACUUUAUUAAUUCUGAAAAUCUGAUUAAAAUCAAAUAAUUUCUACAAUUUAAAUAAAUAAUUUUAAUUUUCUUCAAUUUGGCAAAAUUAUAAAAACAAGUCAAGUUAUCCUGUCCAGAGAAUUUUUUUCUUUUACAUCAAAUAAAAUGAAAAUGUUCACGUGAAUAAGAAAAUUAUUUAUAAUAAAUAGUUGUUAAAAUCAAUUCCUUCAAAAAUAAAAAUCAUAUAGAAAUGUGCAGAAACUCCUUGUUUUGAUGCUAAAUGUUUCCAUAAUACCAAUAACCCUGAAACGUUCCGCUGCGGCAGAUCAACGCACAGAUCGGCUGGCCUGUUAGGUCGAGAUGCAAACAAAACCUUUCACAAUGAAAUCAGAUGUGAAGUUAAAAAAGUCUAAUGUCGGUUUUGAAAACUGCAGCUUUUUAUGGGAAAAUUUAUUCAGUUGACUAAAAGUUGGCGCUGCUGAACACAAACUUCCCUCCAAUAUGUUUGUUUAUUUAUUUGUUUAUUUAUUUAUCAUUUGAACACCUGCAGCUCUUUGUUGUCCAACAAAAGAAUAAUGCCUGUAAAAAAACUAAAUGAAGCACGUGUGAUGGGACGCUCACACACACACACACACACACACACACACACACACACACACACACACACACACACACACACACACACACACACACACACACACACACACACACACACACACACACACACACACACACACACACACACACACACUUAUUUCUAUCUCUGUGUAAGUUUUAUGUUUAGUUUAUUUUUGGUUUGGGGGGCUUUGUUAACGUGUGUGACGGAUUUGUUUGUUUUUCAUUUUUUGCACUUUUGUAGUUAGUCCUGACUCGUAUGAAGUCUGUACCGUCUGUUUCGUUGCUGUCUGGUUUAUUAUUUUAUUUCAGAGAAACUAAAAUUGAUUAAAAAGACUGAAUUAACCUGAA
Molecule: messenger RNA, 4089 nt
Organism: Nothobranchius furzeri (turquoise killifish)
Lineage: Eukaryota; Metazoa; Chordata; Actinopteri; Cyprinodontiformes; Nothobranchiidae
Product: forkhead box protein G1
Biological process (GO): regulation of transcription by RNA polymerase II
Cellular component (GO): nucleus
Molecular function (GO): DNA-binding transcription factor activity; sequence-specific double-stranded DNA binding
Source: RefSeq, a predicted model, not a curated record